This is a messenger RNA of Astrephomene gubernaculifera, 2864 nucleotides long. The record is from the annotation of a GenBank genome assembly. Lineage: Eukaryota; Viridiplantae; Chlorophyta; Chlorophyceae; Chlamydomonadales; Astrephomenaceae.
AUUGGCGUUUAUUAUGAAACAAACAUAAGGAUGCGUGAAUGCCGCUUCCUUUUACGCUAGCACAUAGGAGCUACCAACUGCAACCAGCAGCUUCGUCCUUGUAGUUGCCUUUAGAGAGAUGUUUGAGCAUCUCCGUUGUGCUGUAUUGUUAAUAGCGUUAUUAUGUCUUCUGUCAUCUUGCGCUGGCAGUGGGCCCACUGGUGAAUGGAAACAGCUCAAGGACCUUCGGGCGUCGAUGUAUGCAGAAAUGAAGUACAGCAGGGCUUGCAUAAAGUUAAUGACAAGGACUGGGCCACAAGGCUGCGAGGCUGCCGACCAGGAGUUAAUUACCGCUCCGCUAGUGUACAGCUAUGACUUGCCGGCGCUUCCCCGAGGUGGCCGCAAGGUGGUGGUGCUGCCGGCCUCUGACGUGGACCCCUUCCUGACACGCCUCGAGACAGAGCCCGCCCUGCGGGAACAAGUGGCUGGCGUGCUCGUGGAUCCCACCUCGGGCCUACCUGCGCGGCAAUCCGUCGCGCCCACAUUCCCGGGCGCCGCCUUCGCGCCGUACUCGGCCCCGUCGUACGUUUGGAACCCCGCAGGCACCGGCUUCAACCGCCACUUCUUCGGCAUCCCCAUGUACAUCCUCACGGGGGCGCUGGCCAACGAAACCUCCUGGCGCGCCGCAUACAACGCGGAAAACAAGCUCAAGGGCGGGCGCCACGUGGCUCGCAUGCAGCUGCCCAUGCAGGCGGAGGGGAACUCCUCGCAGUGCAUCCAGGAAAACACAUGCCUGCCGGUGGGCGGCUACGGCGUGUGGACGGCGCUGCCGCCGCUGCCCGACCCCUCCUACAACACCACCGGCAGCGCGCGGCCCAUCACACUGCUGCUGGCGCAGACGGACAGCAACUCCCUCUUCCACGACGCAACCCGGGCUGCCGGCACCGCCACCUCGGGCCUGGUGGCCUGUCUGGUGGCGCUGAAUCUGCUGGCGAGGGCGGGGCUGGCGGGCACGUACGGCAGGCAACUGGCCUUCGCAGCGCUGCCCGGCGAGGCGUUUGACUUCAUGGGCAGCAAGCGGCUGCUGUACGAGAUGUCGCUCAACUCGUCGUACGUGCAGGGACUGCGACUGGACCUCAUAGACCAGGUGUUGGAGGUGGGGCAGGUGGGCUCGGCCUUCGACGACGCCAGGAACCGCUCCAGCUUCUUCGUACACUCGCAGCGGACGGCCGGCUUCGGAAACGCCUCGGCACUGCUAGCGGCCGCACAAACGGCUGCGACCUUGGAGGCUCCCCAGGUCUCCGUCCAGUCUGCCUCCGCCGCCAACCCCGGCAUCCCGCCCUCCUCGCUCAUGAGCUUCCUGCGCGUCAAGCCCUCCAUCGCCGGCGCCGUGCUGUCGGACUUUGACAGCGCCUUCACCAACCCCUACUACCAGAGCGACUUUGACAUCGGCACCAACGUAUCCCUGGAGGCCCUGGUGGACGCCUCCCUGCUUGUGGCCCGCACCCUGCACCUGCUGGCCGCCUCGCCCGCCACCCCGCCCCUGCAGCUCAACCGCACGCUGGCGCUCUACCUUGUGGCCGACCUGGUUGUGUGUCUGGUGUGGGACACGCCGGGCAUGCGGUGCCCCACCGCCGCCCUGCUCAUGAGCCCAGACAUCCAGGUGUUCUACGACGGCACCACCUCGGCGGCCGUCAGCGCAUACCCGGGGGUGCUGCCGUGGGUGGAUGCGGACCCCAAGGCGUCCAGGAGCAAGCCCAACCUGGCUCGCUUCCUGUUCAACUACCUGGGCAACAUCACCGCCGCGCCGCUGCCCGCCAACCGCUCCAACAGCUCCUGGGAGGGCGCGCCAUGCGACACAACCGUCAACAUCUGCCCCGCCAGCCUGGCCUGCAUCGGCUGGCGCUACAGCACCACUGACACCGCGGGCAUGGGGCGCUGCCGCAACACCUCCACCAACUACGUGCCGGCGUACAGCACCAGGCUGUGGUACGGCUUCAACAAGAGCUGGUGGGGCUGGUGGCUGAGUGACGCAGCGGCCGACUGGGAGGCGGCCUACGACUGGCCGCCCGACCCCAUGUGGGCCGAGUCCAACUGGCCGGCGCGCACCCCCACCCUCACCGUCUUCCAGGAGGAGUCCACCCGGACCCAGGUUGCUACACUGGUGGUGGGGCUGCUGCUCUCCGUCGCCACCGCAGCGGUAUCCUGGGCGGGGGUCAAGGCAUUCGAGCGGCACCUCAAAACGCAGUGAAGACGGCGGCGGUUGGGCGCCGUUGAGCAUUGACCAACAACGAUUGCAGUUUGACCGAAGCCCUUGUUGCAGUGAAAGCCUUCUCAACCGGGCGGUUUCAGCCGAAGAGGCUGUUUGGUUGGUCUUGCCAGUGGGAUGUUGGGGCCAUCUGGACCUCCCUGGCGCCGUGUGAACGGGGGCGUGUGGUGGUUGUGAUGUUGGAAGGGUUUGGUGGCAUUGUGGGUAAAGAGGAAACAACUAACUGACCGUGUGGAAAGGCGUCAACAUGGUGGGGGCUUGGAAGCAUGGUGGUGGUGGUGGUGGUGGUGUGGUUUAUACUUAACAGGGCACCUUUGCACCUGAUGUACAUACACUUUGGGCUUUGCGCUAGGCAUGAAACAACCAUAGUCGACGAACUCAAUGGCUACCCGCUUUUUAUGAAGUUUCACCAAGCUAGGCAAGCUUCGCCGCACGUGAAUAGUUCCCAUGUCCUGUGCCAAGUGCAAGGCGCUGUCCAGACGUGUGUCUGCAUUGGCUGUGCGUGGUGUUCGGUGACAGUUUAGUGUUGGGCACUUAAGACGCUGUUGCUUUGCGUUACAUGGCUUACAUCACACCAACAAAGGGGUUUUGGCUCAGGACUAACGCCCGUGAGCCU